AUGGAACACUACACUAUUAUGACACCUCAGACUUUGCAGAGUGGGCUCACAUGUCCUGAACAUGCCACCAUUUGUAACGGGACCUCCUGUGUAUUGCCCCCUGACAAUUUCAAUGCAAUUCUAAACUCCGUUCUAAGUACUGUCGUCACAAUCAUGCUGGCGCUGGUCAUGUUUUCCAUGGGCUGCACUGUGGAGAUAAAGAAAUUUUGGGGCCACAUAAAACAUCCCUGGGGCAUAGCAGUAGGAUUCCUGUGUCAGUUUGGAAUAAUGCCCCUCACUGCUUUUACAUUGUCUGUGGCAUUUAACAUUCAUCCAGUUCAAGCUGUUGCAGUUAUUAUUAUGGGCUGUUGUCCUGGUGGAACUGGUUCCAACAUCCUGGCAUACUGGGUAGAUGGAGACAUGGACCUAAGUAUAAGCAUGACAACUUGUUCCACACUCCUUGCAUUGGGCAUGAUGCCACUCUGCCUCUUCCUCUACACUAAAAGAUGGGUUGAUUCCAGUUCCAUUGUUAUCCCUUAUGAUAGUAUUGGUAUAGCCUUAGUGUCUCUCGUUGUUCCAGUUGGAUUUGGAAUUUUUGUCAAUUACAAAUGGCCACGGCAAGCAAAGAAAAUCCUUAAGAUAGGAUCCAUUACAGGAGGUGUCCUUAUUGUACUUAUAGCUGUCAUAGGUGGAGUUCUGUACAAAGGAUCCUGGGAUAUUGGACCUGAGUUGUGGAUUUUAGGAGCAGUAUUUCCAGCUAUUGGUUUCAUUUUUGGAUUCUUCUUGGCUUAUCUAUCUAACCAGUCAUGGAGCAGAUGUCGAGCAGUCUCAUUGGAAACUGGAAUGCAAAAUACUCAACUUUGUUCCACAAUUAUCCAGCUUUCCUUCAGCCAAAGUGACCUUGCCUUGAUGUUCAGUUUCCCACUUAUCUACAGCAUUUUCCAGAUCCUAUUUGCAGUUAUACUACUAGCAGCAGUGAAAGGUAUUGAAGUAUUGUACAUGUUUUACUGA
Messenger RNA from Bufo gargarizans (Asiatic toad), 990 nucleotides. RefSeq names its product ileal sodium/bile acid cotransporter-like. NCBI's taxonomy places the organism in Eukaryota, Metazoa, Chordata, Amphibia, Anura, Bufonidae. Gene Ontology annotation, molecular function: bile acid:sodium symporter activity. Gene Ontology annotation, cellular component: apical plasma membrane. Bases 1 to 990 code for a protein of 329 amino acids. The record is from RefSeq and is a predicted model, not a curated record. The transcript is spliced from 6 exons. Gene Ontology annotation, biological process: bile acid and bile salt transport.